AUGGCGGCGUGGAGAGCGGUGCUGGCGGUGGGCGCCCGCGCUCCUCUGAGAGGGCGGCUCGCCGGGCUGCGGCCCCCUCGGAGCCAGCGACGCCCGACCAGCUGGAGGGUCGCCGCCGCCGCCCUGGUCGGGGGAGGCUCCCUGGCGGCGUGUUACAGCGGGCGGCCGGGCGUGUUCCCGACGGUCCUGGCUCAGAAGGAAGAUGUCAUUAAUGCGGAAAGGGACGAAAGGCUGUCUCUUCGGAAGCAUCGCUUCAUGCAUUUUGCAUCAUUGGAAUAUGAAGGAGAAUAUUACAUGACACCAAGAGAUUUCCUGUUCUCAGUAAUGUUUGAUCAAGUUGAACGGAAAGCCUCAGCCAAGAAACUGACAAAAAAGGAGGUGGAUGCUGCACUGCUGUGUGUUGCCAAAGCUAAACCAGGACCGACCUUUUUUAGAGAGCUUGGUGAUAAAGGGUUGAUAUCUUAUGCAGAGUACCUAUUUUUGCUGACAAUCCUUACGAAACCCCAGACUGGAUUUCAGAUUGCCUUUAAAAUGUUGGAUACAGAUGGCAAUGAACAAGUUGAAAAGAAAGAAUUCUUUAAGCUACAGAGAAUCAUUGGGAAAGAAGAUGAUUUGAAAACAGCUGGAGACGAAACAGUAUUUCGGGGAGCAGAACUGGAAAGCUGUGGCAUUACUACCAUGUUGCUGGUACAUUUCUUUGGAAAAGAAGGAAAGGAAAAACUUCGCUAUUCUGAGUUUUUCAGAUUCAUGGAAAAUCUGCAAACAGAAGUCCAAGAAAUGGAAUUCAUAAAGUUUUCAAAGGGUUUGAACGUCAUGAGAAAGGAAGACUUUGCAGAAUGGUUACUGUACUUCACUGAUGAGGAAAACAAUGAAAUUUACUGGCAGAACGUGAAAGACAGAAUUGAGGCAGGAGAGAAUAUCAGUUUGGAAGAAUUCAAGACUUUUUGCAAGUUUACAAAUAACCUGGAAGACUUUUCUAUUGCCAUGCAAAUGUUUACUGUAGCCAAUCGUCCUGUUAAACGGGCUGAGUUCAAGAGAGCAGUGAAGGUGGCAACAGGACAGGAGCUCUCAGAUAAUGUUUUGGAUACCAUCUUCAAGAUUUUUGAUCUAGAUGGAGAUGACUGCCUCAGCCACGGCGAGUUUCUUGGAGUCCUGAGGAACCGAAUUCAUCGAGGUUUAAGGGUACCGCAACAGCAAGGCAUUCAAGGUUACUGGAAGUGUGUGAAAAGAGAAAGCAUUAAAGGAGCCAAAGAAGUGUGGAAGCAAACUGGGAAAAGUCCUUUUUAAAGCAGUCCAUUGUUCUUUUGCUAUAAAUGUUGUUAUUUAGGGGAGUUUGUCUGUCCUGUUUACAUACUAGCUGAAUCAAAAAUACUCUUUUUUUUCCUAUAGUUAAACCUUAAUUAGCCCACUUUCUAAUGCAAUAAUUUUAUAUCGUUCUAGUGCAAUCAGUUUGGUUUACGGAACUGUUAUCACUUUUGACCUCCAUAUGGAAGUACUCUUGUUCUAGGGAAUAGUGUUGUUUACUCCUCUGUGGAGUCUGACCCUGCGCUGUAGCAUACAGGUUACGCAGGAUUUAAUAGUGGCCACUGGCAGGAACGUCACAGCGAUAUCAUCUCCUGUUGGAAGAGUGGACAUCAUCUCAGUUAGCCACUAACACAGCAGUUCUCUUUCUCUGGCAAGGACAGAGGUCCAAAAGGCGAAAUCACUUGCACAAUCCAUGCAAAUCAAGUUAUCCUAAAUCAAAAAGGAAAAUUCACAUGGUUUGUGCCCUCAUUACUGUGAACUGCUCGUGUGCUAGUUCCUGGUGGAUGAUUCCACCAGAUCCUGUGUGGAUGUCUGGUUUGUCUACCUUCAUGAUGACAAUAUUAAACUGGAAAUACAAGACUGUUGAUACAGGCUUUAAAAGUUGUACAUUGAUCUAUGAAUGUGCAUUGAGUCUCUCACACCUCUUCUCACCUUUAUACCAGAUAGUAUAAAUGAGAAGCAAAAAUCCUCAUUCUAUCAUAAACAGCAGUAGCUACAAUUUGAGUCAUAACUGUUUUGCUUUAAUUGUAUUGCAGAAGGUGAAUGUGUAACAAAUAGUUGCUUUAUCUUACUAAAGGUUGUGACAGGGAAUUCUGCAGUAUCUCAGGAGUUCAAGGUUAUAACAAGCAAGUGUUGGGGGAAUAGAAAGUCCAAUGAAAAAGUAAAUACAAAUGUUUAUUACUCCAAAAUGCAAAGUUAGACAUAAGAUCUUAAACAGUAAAACAAGGAACAGAUCAAAAUUAACAUUUAGCAAUUAUAGAUGAACAUUUUUUAGCUAUAACAUAGUGUGCAUCUAUGUAUACACAGGUGUGCAUGUUACAUGCUUUUUCUUUCUUACAACCUUAGGAGCCGAUAGUCCCAGGUCCAGAUCAGUCUUCCUGGUUGGCCACUAUAUAUAGGAGAUAGACUUAUCGGUAAAGCUUUCAAGGUUCUUCCUCUUUCCCCCUCUCAGUUGUCUGACUUGUCUUGGCUGGGGUGAAAGCUUAACGUUUCAAGACAGGUUUGUGAUAACAGACUCAAAAGAUGGACUAGGGAAAUGUCUCAAGAAAAACAACCAAGAAAUCUCACCACUCUGUGAGGAAGUAUCCAUCCCUUUUAAGCAUGACACUAGCUAUGUUAUUCUGAAAGUUGUAUAGACGCUCAACAGGAGGUGUUUUGUUGUAAUUUCCUUGGGUUUUGGUGGAGAGGGGAACCUUCCAUGAUAGGUAGACAUCAGAGCAGCCCUCACUCAGAGGAGGGACAGGAGCGACUGCAUUAGGAAGCCAUAAAGAUCCCACCUAAGGAGUACUGAGAUUACAGAGAAUGUAUUUGGUAUGUUGGUAGCCAUCAGGCAGGGUUGUGGUGAGGAGGAGUCUUACCGCCCGAGCCUCGGCACGGUGAUCUGUCCUAGGGAGAUAGAGUGAGAAGCUAGCAAAGCAGCUCUUCCCUCCACAGUCUUCGCUUGGAGCUUUAAUUUAAAUUGUGUUAAAGAGAAAAUGCUUGUAUUCUUGUCAUCUGUGGACAUGCACCCAGAGUCACCCACCAGAACAAGAGCAUGGCUAUGUGGGCAUCCUGAGACUGUCUAGAAGAUCAGGCACCAGUGACCACCAAGGAUCCCUUUUCCUCCAGGAGACAAUCCAUAUGAAAUACAAUGCAGUAAAUGCCUCAGCCUCCCCGCCUCAAACUGAACUCAUGCACUGCUCUGUGGGCAACAAGAAAUUAGAUAGCUGGUUUACUUUGUGUGUUUGGAAGUUGCUUGCUUCUUCUGGUGAUGGGAGCUAUGACUAAGAGAGAGCUAAUGGCAGCGAAGGUGGGGCAGUGGGACUGGCAUCAAAGUACCGCAGCCAGCUUUGCGUCACCAAAUAAUAAAAAGGACACAAUCGAGUAAAGCA
Molecule: messenger RNA, 3395 nt
Organism: Gymnogyps californianus (California condor)
Lineage: Eukaryota; Metazoa; Chordata; Aves; Accipitriformes; Cathartidae
Gene: MICU2
Product: mitochondrial calcium uptake 2
Exons: 12
Coding region: 1-1287 (428 amino acids)
Biological process (GO): calcium import into the mitochondrion; mitochondrial calcium ion homeostasis
Cellular component (GO): uniplex complex
Molecular function (GO): calcium ion binding
Source: RefSeq, a predicted model, not a curated record